AUCACGUAUUAUUAUUAGAGAUUAAAACAGAGAUAACUUAUAUUAACUCUAGUACCUCUUAAUCUCUUAUAAUAUAUUUUCAGUUUGUUAAUCUAUUAAUUAAAUACCCCGGAAAGUUUUCGUACAUAAUUUAUAUUAUAGAAUUUUAUUGCGCUCAGUCCGACCUUUAGACAGAAAAAUAUUUUUCAAAUAUUGUUUGUUAAUUACUCAUUAUCACAUUUCGUUCUUACUGGUUGAGCACUAAUUACUGUUGCAAGAAUUUUUACCUUAUCUUUUUACUAUGAUUAACAGUUCGCUGUUUUUUUAAUGUUAAAGAUUCUAUUAUAUUGUGAUAAGCCCAAGUUUCCUCAAAUAUUUCAAAACAAAAACGAAAAUGAGUGAGCGACCACAGCCAUUAAAAGCCAUUAAUAAAUUCUUUGAUGAGAGAGAGCCAUGGCAAAUUGUUACAAUGACAGCCUCAUCUGUUUUGGCCCUUGUUUGGGCUCACAGUCUUUACAAUGCAAAAGAAAGUCCUACCACAAGGCUAAGGAAAGAGUUCUUUCGAUGGCUCCGGCGUGUACCAAUUGUACGACGAAAAAUUGAAGAGAAAAUGAAUGAAAUCAAGGCAGACUUUCGCAAAGAUGUGGCAAAGAGACUUGCUGGAGUCAAUGUUAAUAGGAAUCUCCCGGAGAAUGGUCUGCCCUCAGAACGUGUUGUAGAAGAAAUAAGGGAUCACUUGAGCUUAGGUUCCUACGACUGGAAGGGUGGCAACGUAUCAGGUGCAGUAUAUCAUACGAAUGAUGAUAUUUAUCGUGUAGCGUGUGACGCGUAUGCGCUAACGGCCUAUACUAAUCCUCUACAUGCUGAUGUGUUCCCGGGCAUUAAUAAGAUGGAAGCUGAAAUUGUUAGAAUGGCGAUCAAUUUAUUCCACGGAGAUGACAAGUGCUGCGGCACGGUAACAACCGGUGGUACAGAGUCAAUAAUGAUGGCGUGCAAAGCGUUCAGGGAUCGCGCAUACAACAAGGGCAUAAGCAAUCCUCAAAUGGUACUUGCCACGACGGCUCACACCGCCUUUGACAAGGCCGCGCAAUAUUUGAACAUUUCAGUUGUCACGGUGCCUGUCAAUCCUGACACUUUGACAGUUGACAUCAACGCUGUUAAGAAGGCCAUUGGACGCAGGACUUGUUUGAUUGUAGGAUCAGCACCCAACUUCCCCUACGGUACAAUGGAUGACAUCCGAGCUCUAUCCGACAUAGCCGUAGAGUACGAGAUUCCCUUACACGUAGACGCGUGUCUCGGCGGUUUCGUGGCGUGCUUCAUGCCGGAUGCCGGAUAUCCGGUUCCCGAUUUUGAUUUCCGGCUACCAGGUGUCGCUAGUAUGUCUGCUGAUACACAUAAGUACGGGUUCGCGCCUAAAGGAACGUCAGUGGUACUGUAUCGACAUGAAGAGUACAGGCAUGGUCAGUACACGGUCACUACAGACUGGCCCGGAGGCGUCUACGGCUCGCCCACUGUUAAUGGCAGCCGUGCCGGUGGUUCAAUCGCGGCCUGUUGGGCUAGUAUGAUGUAUAUUGGGAAGAAUCGUUACGUUGACAUGACGAGGGAGAUUCUGCAGACCACCAACUACAUACUUGAGGAAUUGCAAAAGAUAAAGGGUAUCUUCAUAUUCGGAAAACCGGCGACUACCGUCAUCGCAUUCGGCUCGAAGCAAUUCGAUAUAUUCAAAAUGGCCGAUUUGUUACACAAAAAGGGGUGGAGUUUGAAUGCUCUCCAAUUUCCAUCUGGGAUUCACAUUUGCGUGACCCACGCCCAUACAGCGGAAGGCGUGGCCGAACGCUUCGUCAAUGACAUUCGCGCGGUUGCAGCUGAGUGCUUGAAGGCUGGCGAUGCUCCUGUCGAAGGAAAGAUGGCCAUUUAUGGCGUAGCUCAGAGCAUCUCGGACCGUAGUCUGGUGUCAGAUAUUACAAAACAUUUCAUUGACUCUAUGUAUUAUUUGCCAACGGAGCAGGACUACGAUAAAAAAUAAUUUCUUGUGUAUUCAAUUGUUUAUGUACACAGUACACACAAUAUUUUCUAUUCAUUAUUUAAAACGAUUAUAUUUUUAUGGAAAUUGUGAUACAUAUGAAGAAGUCUUUUAUUUAGCAAUUUAAGCGUACGAUGUUUAUAUAAAUACGUAAAAGAAAUUUAUAUAAUUAGUAAUUGUUGAAAUUUUUGAAAUAUGGGAACUUAUAAAUAUUGUCAAAAGUGUAUUAAUGAUUAAUUUUAUGUUGUUAAAAUUUUGUUUGCAAUUAUUUUGGGGAAAUUCGACCAUAUUGUAAUAAAAAAUAAGUGUAAAAUAAUUGUUUAAGGGUGAAAUCUUUUUUUUUGUAUUUAUUUAUGGUACCUAAUUAUUAUAUAUAUAUAUAAAUAAACUUGCAAGGUCUAAGAUCGUGUAUAAAUUUUAUAUUAACAGUCCUUUAAGUACUUUGUAAAACAACUGUUAUUCUUUAAUAAAGUUUAAUCAA
Molecule: messenger RNA, 2483 nt
Organism: Pieris rapae (cabbage white)
Lineage: Eukaryota; Metazoa; Arthropoda; Insecta; Lepidoptera; Pieridae
Gene: Sply
Product: sphingosine-1-phosphate lyase
Exons: 11
Coding region: 374-2005 (543 amino acids)
Biological process (GO): carboxylic acid metabolic process; sphingolipid catabolic process
Cellular component (GO): endoplasmic reticulum
Molecular function (GO): sphinganine-1-phosphate aldolase activity; pyridoxal phosphate binding
Source: RefSeq, a predicted model, not a curated record